Molecule: messenger RNA, 947 nt
Organism: Sphaerodactylus townsendi
Lineage: Eukaryota; Metazoa; Chordata; Lepidosauria; Squamata; Sphaerodactylidae
Product: selenide, water dikinase 2-like
Exons: 6
Biological process (GO): L-selenocysteine biosynthetic process
Cellular component (GO): cytoplasm
Molecular function (GO): selenide, water dikinase activity; ATP binding
Source: RefSeq, a predicted model, not a curated record
GUUGCCGGCCGACUCUCGCGGCGAGACCAGAAGCCAUCAUGGCGGCGCUGGCGGGUUCCCCGACCGCCGCUCUCCCGGCCUUGGCGAGUGCCGCCGCCAGCCCCGCCCCGAUGCCGCCCGGGCCGCCCGGCUACAGGCCCUUCGAGCCCGAGGCGCUGGGCCUCAGCCCGGGCUGGAGGCUCACCGGCUUCGGGGAGCUGCGGGGCUGAGGCUGCAAAGUCCCUCAGGAGACGCUGCUCAGGCUCCUGGAGGGACUCACGUUGCCCCGCGCGGGGCCGGCCGGGGAGGCGGAGGCGGCCGGGCCCCCAGCGCCCACCGUCGGCAUUGGAAUGGACUCUUGUGUCAUCCCCUUGAGGCACGGGGGCCUCUCCCUUGUGCAGACCACAGACUUCUUUUAUCCACUGGUGGAGGAUCCCUAUAUGAUGGGCCGCAUUGCCUGUGCCAAUGUGCUGAGCGACCUUUACGCCAUGGGCAUCACGGAGUGUGACAAUAUGCUGAUGUUGCUGAGUGUGAGCCAGAAAAUGACUGAAGAGGAGCGAGAUAAAAUCAUGCCACUGAUAAUCAAGGGGUUCCGGGACGCAGCGGAAGACGGCGGCACCUCGGUAACCGGCGGACAGACUGUCUUGAAUCCUUGGAUCAUUGUCGGGGGAGUGGCCACGGUGGUGUGUCAGCCCAAUGAGUUCAUCGUGCCAGACAGUGCCGUUCCAGGGGAUGUCCUUGUCCUCACGAAGCCUCUGGGAACGCAGGUGGCUGUGAAUGCUCACCAGUGGCUGGAUAACCCGGAGAAGUGGAACAAAAUUAAGCUGGUGGUCUCCAAAGAAGAUGUUGAAUUAGCCUACCAGGAAGCCAUGUUUAGCAUGGCCAUGCUGAACAGAACAGGUGGGGGCCCAGCUCUUGAACAACUAUAUACCUCAUUGGCAGAAAAGUACUGAGAUAAUUGUUGUGGG